AUGUCUGAAUAUCUUGGAUGGAGAAACCGAAAGCCGGGGCCUGGAAGAGACCGCUCGUCAGACUUUGACCGAGACGUUAUUCCUGGUGGAGCACAUACAAAAAGUUACGAAAGCUACGUCAGGAACAUUUUCCAUCCGACGAAUCGUCUGAAGCCAAGAGACAAGGAACAACUUGUUCGUGAUCACGGACUCUCUGCCACAAGUAUUUUAAGAGCUGAACGUGAGUUCGGAAAGCAUGCUCUUGACGAAAAGUACGACAGAGAGCACUUCUUCGAGAAGAUGCCUCUUGAGAAUCUCUAUCAAGAGCUGGGAAUCAAAAAUCCAGCGUCUACAAACUACCGCAGUUUCCAAGUCUACGAACCAAAGUCUUCGUCAGAAUACUUUGCAGCAACUUAUGAAGCUGAACGAGAGAGAAGGAAGAAGGAUUUGGAUAGAGAGUUAGCUUCAUAUGAUAAGGAAGAGUAUGAAGAGUACACUGGAGAGCCGAAGAAGAACUUGUAUUCGUCGUUGUCUAGUUAUAGAGCACCAUUGAGCAGCUACAAAACUCGUGCAGAUGAAGAAUAUGAGAAGAACAACACAACCACUUUGAUCGACUACAAGGAUUUCGCCAGCUCUCCACUGUCUCCAUAUCUCUACCAAUCCCACCCAUACGUCCGCAGCCAGGACUCCAGAAUCAUCGGAUCCAAUUUCGUGCAACUAACUUCCCGCCCGAAAGAUAAGUUCCUCUCGAAAAUUGACGAAACUCUGGCCAUGGUCCGUGAUAUGCCAAGAUAUUAG
Messenger RNA from Caenorhabditis remanei, 777 nucleotides. RefSeq lists its product as uncharacterized. Lineage: Eukaryota; Metazoa; Nematoda; Chromadorea; Rhabditida; Rhabditidae. The coding region runs from base 1 to 777 and encodes 258 amino acids. The transcript has 5 exons. The record is from RefSeq and is a predicted model, not a curated record.